UUUUAUUUCCGCGUGCCUGACACGACUGGGCUCUUCUUCGAGCGAAAAGUGUCGCUGUGCGUAAUCUUGCUAGAAGCUGCGGAGGUCUGUUAGUUCAGGUAACGAGUUUUGUGUGUCGAAGCCGUAGGAGCUAUCCCACUGGACACCGGGCUACGAUCUGCUAAGAUGGCAGAGCUGAGGCACCGUGGAGCCCGAGACACCGACCCCGCGUUACAACAGCAGGCGUCGGAGGACAAGGGGUCAGACAGUGAGCUGAAGGUGGAAAAAGAUGGGGUGUCGGACAGUGAGUCCAAGGUGGACUCAGGGGUCCCAGAGGUGCCAGUGCCUCCUGAUGACACCCCCGAGGUUCUAAACAAGGCCCUUUCUGGACUCUCCUCAAGAUGGAAGAACUGGUGGGUACGAGGGAUCCUCACACUAGCCAUGAUCUCCUUCUUCUUCUUCAUCAUCUACCUGGGCCCCAUGGUGCUUAUGAUGAUUGUCCUGUGUGUUCAGAUCAAGUGCUUCCAUGAAAUCAUCACCAUUGGCUACAGUGUGUACCACUCCUACCACCUGCCCUGGUUCAGGACGUUGAGCUGGUACUUCCUGCUGUGUGUGAAUUACUUCUUCUAUGGAGAGACAGUGACAGAUUACUUCUUCACACUGGUACAAAGAGAGGAGCCACUUCGCAUCCUCAGCAAAUACCACCGUUUUAUCUCCUUUGCCCUCUACCUCACAGGUUUCUGCAUGUUUGUGCUGAGUUUGGUUAAGAAACAUUACCGCCUUCAGUUUUAUAUGUUUGGUUGGACCCAUGUCACACUGUUGAUUGUGGUGACUCAGUCUCACCUUAUCAUUCACAACCUGUUUGAAGGGAUGAUCUGGUUCAUUGUGCCAAUUUCCUGUGUGAUCUGUAAUGACAUUAUGGCCUACAUGUUUGGCUUUUUCUUCGGCCGCACCCCUCUUAUCAAGCUGUCUCCUAAAAAGACAUGGGAGGGUUUCAUCGGUGGAUUCUUCGCCACCAUUGUGUUUGGCAUCAUGCUCUCCUAUGUGAUGGCUGGCUGCCGCUACUUUGUGUGUCCGGUGGAGUUUAACAAUGACUCCAACAGUUUCCAGGUGGACUGUGAGCCGUCUGACCUUUUCCAGCUCCAGGACUAUGCCCUUCCCAGUGUCCUGGAGUCUGCCACCGGAUGGACCACAGUGCGUCUCUACCCAUUCCAGAUCCACAGCAUCGCUCUGUCCACGUUCGCCUCCAUUGUGGGACCCUUUGGUGGCUUCUUUGCCAGCGGCUUCAAGAGAGCCUUCAAGAUCAAGGAUUUUGCCAACACCAUCCCAGGUCACGGUGGCAUUAUGGACAGAUUUGACUGCCAGUACCUCAUGGCCACUUUCGUUAAUGUAUACAUUGCUAGCUUCAUCAGGGGCCCCAACCCCAGCAAGGUGAUCCAGCAGCUCCUGGCCCUCCGUGUUGAUCAGCAGCUCCACAUCUUCAACUCCCUGAAGGCUCACCUGACAGAGAAGGGCCUGCUGCCAGCACUGGAGGAGGCUGCUGCUUAGAGCCAGCUGCACCCACACCGGAUCACCCUGAGAGGGAGACCAGGGAGGAGGGCAGCACCCGGGGGCUCUGUGUACCACUGGAGCUCAUGGAGACUGACUGGGCUUUGUGUGAGCAUGUACACAUCUGUGAAACAAAAAAACAACUGAGAAAACCAUAAAAAACAUCAGCCUUGGGUCAUUCCAUUUCAUUUGGAUAUGAGAAUUGUGCAUGUUUGUGUUCAUACAGUUUGUCUUUUUGACACCAGUGUUUUCAGGUUCAGGUAGUAAAUUUACUAAACUGUUACACAUUUCCAUCGUAGCCAACUUGUAUCUAUUGACACUGUUGAACAAACUGUCGGUCAGCUGUACAUUUCAGGAUCUCCUCUAUAUACUGACUAAUGUGUGACAAUAUUUUAUUGUACUUUAGUUCUGUUUUAAUGCACUCAUCUCAAUCCUGUUCACUGUAUUGUUAGUGUAUCUGCACCCCCCAAAUUUAAGUUUUAAUUAUCUUUGUUGUGAUUUUCUAUUUAUACAGAGAUGGUUUUUAUAUUUGGUAUGUUUUAUUAUAUCUUAAUAUCAUGUCUGUGUUUUUUUUUUUUAUUCAGACUGAAUUCAUAUUUACCAUCUGCUACAUGUGUUUGUGUGUCUUUUUCCUAUGUUUACUGCCAUUCAUCAUUUCACAGCCUGUCAUGCUUGGCCAAAUCACCAACCUUACAUUAUCAUGUUAUGUGGAAUAAUAUAGGAAGAACAACUUAAGGAUAAUUGAAUCUGGCAAAUGCAGAAUCUGCUCUGUGAGUUGGAUAGCUCCAACUUUAGCUGGUUUUGUGCACCAAGGAGCGGUUUGUUCUGUGCUAAGUGGUGUUUUAUUAUGAGUCAGUAAAUCUCUCCCCAGCACCCCUUUCAGCAUAACAGACAGCAUUCCCACGACCUAGAUGCUAUUUCACGGUAAAACAAGAAAGAGUCAGUGAUGGGACACAAUCUAUUUUAUUUUUUUAUUGCCUCAUUUUGUGUCCUUGUCUUUUGUCUGUAGCAGGUCACAAGCCGCUGCAUGCUUAGGAAGGUGUCAGGGUUGCAUUAUUGCUUGUAUUUGUGACACUGGGAUGGGUAAGGCACAGUGAUGGUUUCUUCACUGCCACAGCAUCUGUGUGCUGUAACCUCGCCAUGUUCACAGCUUCAGGUCAGAAACCCAGAAUGUGGCCAUCACUGGUCAAUUCAACCUGCUGCGUGGGACAUUUGCUAUAAAGUGACCACGUGUGUUCUCUUGCACCUGAUGUUUAAGUUGGAUUUUGCCAGUACAGUCAGCUACUGUAUACACAUCAGUGUUCAUUUAGAGAGGUUUUACAGUAGGAUUCACUGAUAUCUAUGUCACUGGCCAAUGUGUUUGAUUUGCUGGUAAAAUAUAAAAGUUAUAACUUCUUUAAUGUUGAGUUCAUUUCUGUUUUUCAAGCUUUCUUAUCAAAUUUCAGCUGCAAUCUGUAAUUAUAUUGGCAGACGUUAAAGGUGCAUUAUGCAGAUUUUUCUGAUGUGACUGAACGAGUACUAGCAGACUGUGAAACACUUGUGUAACGUGUUCUGUGGCACUGAAGGAGUUUUCUAAAGUCUGUAAAAUGACCCUGGUGAUGUCACAGUGAUGUCAUUUUAGUUAUCUUGAUCCGAGACUUGAAGAGCACACGUUCUAGUGGAAAAAAUGGGGAAUAUCAGCACUGAGUUAGAGAGGGUCUAAUGAAAGACUGUUGAGAUGCAUUAUGAGAAGUGUAGUUUGUGCUAAAAGGUGGGUUAUUUCAGCCUUUGCUGAAUAAAUUUGAAUGAUUUUUUUUUCUUGCAUUGCUUCCUGUAUGUCUCCCAACUCUAUCGUAGUGCAAAGCUAAUGUGCUGGAUUAUUCCUUUAAACCUGCCAGUUCCACAGUCACAACCUUUCUUGCUACAUGCUUUAAUGUUUUUUUUUUUUUUUUUACUUGGGCCAUGAACUCCAUUUGAACCGAGGCCAGCUGAGGUAUUGAUAAAUUACAAUAUGCAGCAAAUUCAUAUAGAUUUUAAGACUUAAUGUUGGCAUUGCCAAGUGUUAAUGUAACCCAGGCAGAACUGUUGAUGUAUUCUCUGUCAUGGGACACAACAGCAAUAUGAACAUACAUAACAGUAGUCAGUGUAGCAAGGUUGUAAAGGUCAGUAUCUAAGUGUGUUAAUCUUAAAAAAACAUCUUGUGAACAUGCUUUCAUCUGUGUAAAUUACUGCGUCACCUAAUCUGUGAUUUUGGAAAUAGUUUGCCACCUUAACCUUGUUCUCAUCAGAUUUUGUCCUUAAAAAUGUUUACUUAGACAAGUGACUCACUUUUUUAUAACCCAGAAUUAGCUUUUGCUUCACAAUAACAGUCAAAUUAUUAGUAUUUAUUUAAAUACUUUGUCAAUGGAAUGACCCAUUGCACAAACCAAGGGUGGCUUUACAUUGUACUUUGCAUUUAAAUAUCACCACAUUUGUUAUUUUUUAUUGUCAUUCCACUCACACCUUUGGUUUGACUUGUGUGAUAUCUAACCUGUCUUAACUUUUUAUAGAUUUAUUUUAUUUAAGCAAGACACUACUUUGUACAUUUAAGAUGUUUGCAAACAUGUUCAGUGUUCUUAAUUUUGGCUAGAGGAAUAUUUAAAGUAUUAUUAUUGCUAUGUUGAAAAACCUAUUGAGAUAUCAGAAAAGUACUUUCUCUUCCUUUUCUUGCUAUGACCUUAAUGCAGUUGGAUGUUUUCUAGGCUCCUCUCUGGUAGCUGUUGUGUGCUGACUUCUGUGUCACAGUGCACGUUUAAGCUGUGUUGCUUUCGUCUCUUCCUGAGCAGACAGGAAGUCUCCAGAAAGACUUGUGUCUCAGUAGUCAUAUCUUAGAUUUCUCUGGCUUCAUCACCUCUGUGGUGGUUUGUUGUUUGAGGUUUUAGCCCCACAGCUCUGUACUGCCAUUUCUCUGGUGUUCCAGAUGGCCACCAGAGAGAGCUGCAGCUCCCACUGAUGCUGCAUCUAAGCAGAAAGGUUUGACCACUUGUUACUGCUAUUUGAUACAUUCCACUGCCCCUAAACAUGAGAUGUACUCAUGGGGAAGUAGAAUGUAAAGGGUGUGAUAUAACUAUCUGAGGUGUUUUCUCGCUCUCUCUCUCUCUCUCUCUCUCCUUUCUUUUUCAUGUGACCCAGAAAACCCUCUGUGCCAUUUCUGAGUCCUGCCCAGCCAGGACCAUCUAAAAGGAGUGUUUGAGAGUUGUGACUGUGCCACAUAGUGUAGGUUUCCCUUUGUGGACAUUUUAUUAUGUGGUUAUAGAUUCUCUUAUAAAGCUAAAUGAUUUCAAUAUAUUAUUCUUAAACCGUGCAAUGGUUUGUUUUGAGUUGUGCAUUUAUUUUGAGAAAACUUGUACUCUGAUGCUGAAAUGUGCUUCGCCUUGGUUCAGAUAAAAUUAAAGUUUAAAAAAAUCA
Molecule: messenger RNA, 4953 nt
Organism: Monopterus albus (swamp eel)
Lineage: Eukaryota; Metazoa; Chordata; Actinopteri; Synbranchiformes; Synbranchidae
Gene: cds2
Product: CDP-diacylglycerol synthase (phosphatidate cytidylyltransferase) 2
Exons: 13
Coding region: 166-1527 (453 amino acids)
Cellular component (GO): endoplasmic reticulum membrane
Molecular function (GO): phosphatidate cytidylyltransferase activity
Source: RefSeq, a predicted model, not a curated record